Procambarus clarkii (red swamp crayfish) is the source of this 3327-nucleotide messenger RNA. RefSeq lists its product as uncharacterized. NCBI's taxonomy places the organism in Eukaryota, Metazoa, Arthropoda, Malacostraca, Decapoda, Cambaridae. The record is from RefSeq and is a predicted model, not a curated record. Gene Ontology annotation, cellular component: extracellular region.
GCCGAAGUCGCUUGCCCAACCCAGGUCGCUACGAGAGAGCUGACGAUGGCCGGACGGUUGUGCUUGCUGGUGGUGGUGGCGACGUGGUCGAGAUGGGCGGCGGGGCAGGCCUCGCCCUACUGCAGCUUCACACCACAACACACCAUGUGCAAGCACUCGGGUGUGGCCCCCAGGUGCGGCUCCAAGGUGCAGACCCGCGGCGUGGGAACCCAGGACGCCGCCGCCAUAGUGCUACAGCACAACCAAGCCAGGUCCCGCGUCGCCAUGGGACAAGAGCGUCGUGGAACGCCCGGGCCUCAGCCCAAAGCUGGCAAUAUGAUGCUUAUGGAGUGGGACGCGGAGCUAGCGGUGGUGGCCCAAAGACACGCUGACCAGUGCGUGUUCGACCACGAGUGUGCCGACUGCCGCCGCGUCUCAAGGUUUGGCGUUGGCCAGAACCUGUUCAUCAGUUUCCAGAGCAACUUCGACGCUCGUGUCCAGUGGAGCCGAGCUAUCAAGUCUUGGUACGACGAAGUGGCCGACUUCUCUCCAGCUGACAUAGAGCCCUUCCAGUUCGCGAAGGGGGUUGGGCACUACACGCAGAUGUUAUGGUGGAAGACUGACCGGGUGGGCUGCGGCUUCACCAUGUUCCAGGAAGGCGGCUGGUGGAAGAAACUCUAUACUUGUAACUAUGGUCCUGCAGGCAACAUUAUAUUCAGCCAGAUGUACAACCGAGGGACCCCGUGCUCCUCAUGCCCUGACGGGACCUCUUGCUCCAGGAAGUUCCCGGGGCUCUGUGAUAACAGCUCAGUUUCCAGCAAGGUGGCGCCACGUAGACCAACCACUGCUACCACCACCACCACCACCACCAUGCCUCCCAACAUCAGCGAUCACAACAACAAUCGGGUUAACACCAUCUCCAUUUCCCCGGGCAACACCAACAAUGGUUUUAAUGGGCUAACUAACGUUAACAACAUUAACCCCAACAACGUAGAUCUGAACUCUUUAAUAGCGUUCUUCAACAACCGGUGGAGGACAACAACAACAACACACAGGACUUCACUAAGUAAUUCUAACCAGGGUGGUCAGGUGAGACCUAUAAUCAUGGUCAGACCAACUACUGCUUCUACCACAUUACCUUCAUCCAUCAAAACUCCUCCCGUCACCAAGGCUACAGCUAUUCCCACCACAGCUUCUACAACCACUACCAAAACCACAUCAUCCACUAAGACGCCCUCUGGAGCUUCCUCUGCUAUAACCACACCCUCCCCACAAGGUGCAGCCAGUGCUCCAAGCUUUACCAACAAGAUCCUGACGCAGCGAACUAGACCCUCCGGCACUCACUCGUACUUCGCCGCUAACACGAACCAGGACGCAAAGCAGCUGGUCACUGGAUCUGUCCACCAAGACUCACAGGAACAAGAUAACAUGUUCAUCCCGUUCAGUGGUAACCAGCCCGUAACAUUGGACCUGAUGCCGUUCUUACGUCGGGCGGGGAUGGACCCUCAGAUCAUCAGGACCUCCUCUCUCUCCAGCGUCCAGAGCAUCAUCAAUGCUCUUCCUAAGGGCCUUAAACCCAUCGUUCUAUACAGGUCAGGGUCAGGGCAGCUGACAGAGCUGGAUGCUGGCACCCUGGCACCCAUCAAGCGCCACGGCCGCUCCACCACCACCAGAGGACACCAGAGGGGACCUCAGCCCCUCCUCGCCUGCGAUCUCGACUUCGCGCCGUGCGAGGUCACCCCCAUCGGAGGAAACUGGACAGUGGCCAACAGCGAGAGUGAGGGUCGGUACGCCGUGGCCCUGCUGGGGGAGGGUGAGGGCGCCCAGGUGGUGGUGGAGGAGCUGGUGACGGCGCCCAGCACAGAGGCAGUGUGCGUCGCCCUCUCACACCGACGCGACCUGCCGCCCGACGCGCCUUCUGACGCUAGCAUACCACAGCUGCAGGUAGGAGUGAUGACCGCUGGAGGAGAGAUGACCCGCAGGACAAUCCCGGGCGCCCCUGGCAUCUGGGAGAUGAGUCGUGUUACUCUCAGCAACGUGAAGUCGCCCUUCCUGGUGGUGAUGACCCUGGGACCCGCCACCGACGGCGCAACCGUCGCCUUGGACGCCAUGAUGGUUACUGACGGCGGGUGUUGCUUAUCCGGCGAGUGCUAACGCCGACCGUCCAGCGCUGGUGCUGCUCUGGUAGUGGGUCUGUCUCCACCGAAGACAGUACUGUGCUUUAGUCUAAGUCCAGCUAAAAGUCAAAGUGACAUGUAGAAGAAAAUGUACAUUAAACUUCAUCACAGACAAAAGCGUCGCGUGGCUUUAGUCCUUCUUCAGGUCUAUAGUAGAAAAAUAUGUUUGUUUUCAAGACAAAACUUACAUAUUACUGUACUUUUCAAUCUUAAACCAGACUGUGAGGAGUACUGCAGGGACUCACAUAGUAUUCAUACAGACUGUAUUGAGUGCCACCAUCUGUAUUCUGAAUUUUCUUUUGUUUCAAGGCACUAUGGCAAGAGCGUUUUUUACUUAAAGCUGAUAAUCAGUUGGUUUUACCAGCAAUCACGUGAUUGGCUGGGAUGUGGUGAUCGAAGGCUGGCUGGUGCUACAUCAACUCCAGCAGCCAGCCAGGUCAGCUAAGAUUCAGGUACCGGUUUCUCUGGAGUGCAAAUGUUAAACGAAGACUUGGGUCGAAUGAAAUUUAUAUCGGCAUUGGACCCGUCUAAUUGUCCCCUGUAAAAUUCCGUAUUUCUGUUUCGUGCCUGACUGAAAGUGUUUAGAUGAUCUCAGUUAAGUUAGUCUCGAACUUAAUACUGCUGUAAAAGAUCAUGCAUUAUGCACCUUUAUUCUUGCACAUACAAUUAAAGCCUAGUUUUUCAAGAGGCUGUGAUAAGGAGACUUGAAGACAGAUUAUAAUAGAAUAAAUCAGAAUAUUUUGGAUGUUUCGUGAUGGUACCAGAGUAACAACUGGACUGGGACAAUCAUUUUUCUACUGAGUCCCGUAGCGACUUUAUGCAAGCGACAUUUGAACAUAAUUAGUUUCAGAAAUUGAACAUCAGCUCAUCUACUGUAAUCUGAGCUCACAGGUUUUGGAUUUAGUUUAUGAUGUUAGAUUGGCAAUAGUUUGAUAAAUUAGCUCAAUUUCGAUUCGAAACUUGAGUGAAUGGCAUAUACUAUGGCAGACGCAAAUCUUCCAAGGAAUUACAGAAGACACUUAAAUCCAACAGGACCAUCAAAUAUCAGUAAUGUCAGGACUUGGUGACGUGAAGGCUGGGUGAUGUUAAAACGUGUUUCUAAAGGUGUGUGAGAAAUGUUAUGUUGACAGUAUUAUUUAUUACUUCAGAUAAUAAAAUUGUCUCCAACUUU